UUCUUGUCCAUUGUUCAGCAAUCAUCUGCUUUUGUCGUUCACAACGAUCGAGGGCCAUGGCGUUAAACCCGCUCUUCACCGUGACGUUCAACGUGAGCAGCAGCGAUAACUACGGCGACUUCAUCGCCGGCAUCCGCAACAGGUUGGGCAACCCGAGGCACUUCUCCCACAACCGCCCUGUCCUCCCGCCGGUGGAGCCCAACGUCCCGCCGCGCCGCUGGUUCCACGUCGUGCUCCGGACGCAGACCGCGGCGCUGACGCUCGCCACGCGCGCCGACAACCUCUACCUGGAGGGCUUCCGCAGCAGCGACGGCACGUGGUGGGAGCUCACCCGCGGCCUCCUCGGCGCCGGCGCCACCUACGCCGGCUUUGGUGGCUCCUACCCCGAGCUCGUCCGCGACACGGAUAAGCUGGUCGAGGUAGAGCUCGGCCGCCAGCCGAUGACGCAGGCCGUGGACGCGCUCGCCGCGCGCACGCCGGCCGACCUCGCCAACGGCACGGCGCAGCAAGUGGCGAGGAAAUCGGUGACGGCGGUGCUCCUGAUGGUGAACGAAGCCGUGCGGUUCCUGACCGUGGCAGAGCACGUCGCCGGCUUCAUGCACCCCAAGACGGCGAACAGAAGCGACAGCGAGAGCUGGAGGAUCACCGGCGACAUGAAGGAGCAGGUGAACGGGUGGCAGGACCUGUCGGAGGCGCUGCUCAAGAUGGACGCCCUGCUCCCGAAGCCGAAACCCAAGCCGUCCAAGAACAAGGAGAAGACGACGGCGGCGGAGGAGGAGGCCAAACAGGAGGAGGCCGCAAGAAAGUUGGCCAAGAAGGCGGAGACGGCGGCCAAGGUGCUGGGGAUCCUGCUGUUCGUCGAGGUGCCGGGCGGGAUGACGACGGCGAAGGCGCUGCAGCUGUUUCGUGGGAGCUAAGCCGCUCUGUUGCUGCUGCUAGAUUACUGCAGCUCGCUUGAGAAGCAAAUCAAUCACAGUAGAGAGUUGCCCAAUGUAAAUCUGUAUAUGAUGCGUGUAACUCUAAAGUAAUUAAAUAAGUUUUAACACCAUUCGCAGUUUAGCACCCAUACAUAAUUGAUUAUCUCCAGAAGGAAGAUU
This is a messenger RNA of Oryza brachyantha (malo sina), 1097 nucleotides long. RefSeq names its product protein synthesis inhibitor II-like. The record is from RefSeq and is a predicted model, not a curated record. Gene Ontology annotation, molecular function: rRNA N-glycosylase activity. The transcript has a single exon. Bases 57 to 917 code for a protein of 286 amino acids. Lineage: Eukaryota; Viridiplantae; Streptophyta; Magnoliopsida; Poales; Poaceae. Gene Ontology annotation, biological process: negative regulation of translation.